AUGGCGAUGGUCGACGCCGCUCGCCCGGCGAUGGUGAGCGAUGCAGAUCUGAUGCAAGCACGAGCCGCCCUCCAGCACCAACAGUCCAGCGAAAUCUCCGUCCCCCGCGAAUUCAUCUCCCUCAUCGUCGAAGAACUCAUUUUCCGUCGCGAUGCACACUCCCCGAUCGCUAUACUCGAACAUGAAUGCUCACAUCUCCGGAAAGAACUUCGCAAACACACCCAUAUCAAUGAAGCAUUCCAGAAGGAGUUGCGGGAGAUCGGCGAGAUCAUCACCCAGGUCGCUCAUGGCGAUUUGUCCCAGCGCGCCCGGAUGCAUCCGCUGGAGAUGUCUCCGGAUAUCGCGACCUUCAAACAGACGAUUAAUACUAUGAUGGACCAGUUGCAGGUCUUCAGUCAGGAGGUCUCGAAGGUUGCUAGGGAGGUUGGCACUGAGGGUGUCUUGGGUGGUCAGGCGAAGAUCGAAGGAAUUCAGGGCAUAUGGCAUGAGCUGACAGUGAAUGUGAAUGCUAUGGCCAACAACCUCACGGCCCAGGUCCGCGACAUCACGACCGUCACCACGGCAGUUGCGAAGGGAGACCUGCAGCGCAAAGUGCAAGCGGAUUGCAAGGGCGAGAUCCUGCUACUGAAGAACAUCAUCAACUCCAUGGUCGAUCAGCUCCGAGAGUUCGCGUUCGAGGUGAGCCGAGUAGCCCGUGAGGUCGGCUCCGACGGCGUGCUGGGUGGUCAGGCCGUCGUGCACGGGGUAGAGGGGACGUGGAAGAACCUCACCGAGAAUGUGAAUCGCAUGGCCUCGAAUCUCACGCAGCAGGUUCGAGAAAUCGCCGAUGUGACCACCGCCGUCGCAAAAGGCGAUCUCACGAAGAAAGUGACCGCAGACGUGAAGGGCGAAAUCUUGGAUCUGAAGCUUACGAUAAAUUCGAUGGUCGACCGAUUGAACCAGUUUGCGUUCGAGGUCAGCCGAAUGGCCCGGGAAGUAGGAACCGAUGGCACGUUGGGUGGACAAGCACAGGUUGAGAAUGUCGAGGGUCGCUGGCGAGAUUUGACCGACAACGUCAACACCAUGGCUCAAAACCUGACUCUACAGGUCCGGCAGAUCUCUAACGUGACGCAGGCUAUUGCGCGCGGUGAUCUCAGUACCAAAAUCGAGGUUCAUGCUCAGGGUGAGAUCUUGACCCUUAAAGAAACGAUCAACAGCAUGGUAGAUGGUUUAGGAGAAUUUGCACGAGAACUCAAAGGAGUAGCCCAGGACGUCGGCGUCAAUGGUAAACUUGGCGGGCAAGCAAAUGUUGCUGGAUCUCACGGAAUCUGGCGAUCGAUCAGCGAAGAUGUCAAUACAAUGGCAGAGAACCUGACUUCACAAGUCCGUGCCUUUGGUGAGAUCACCGAAGCAGCGAUGAGUGGUGACUUCAGCAAGUUGAUCACUGUCUCCGCCUCCGGCGAGAUGGAUGACUUGAAACAAAAGAUCAACAAAAUGAUCUCGAGUCUGCGCGACAGCAUCCAGCGGAAUACCGCAGCUCGCGAAGCGGCAGAGCUGGCUAACCGCAGCAAAUCCGAAUUCCUAGCCAAUAUGAGCCAUGAGAUCAGGACUCCAAUGAAUGGGAUCAUCGGCCUCUCGAGUCUGGCGCUUGACACCGAUGAGCUCCAGGCGCCUGUCAGAGAGACUCUGAAUAUGGUCCAUAACCUUGCCAUCAGUCUCCUGACCAUUAUUGAUGAUAUACUUGACAUUUCGAAAAUCGAGGCAAACAAGUUGAUGAUUGAAAAGACACCAUUUAGUCUCGGCACAACAGUGUUCAGUGUGCUGAAGGCCCUUUCGGUCGAAACCAACGAGAAAGCAUUGGGGUUGAUCUAUACAGUCGAUGGCGAAGUCCCUGACUUCUUGAUCGGGGACGCAUAUCGAUUAAGACAAGUGAUGCUCAACCUCGUCGGAAAUGCGGUCAAAUUCACAGACCAUGGCGACAUCAAGGUUCAAAUCAAACGAGCCAUCGAUGAAAAGUGUGCUGCCGACGAAACUGCAUUCCAGUUUUCCGUCUCAGAUCCCGGCAUUGGUAUCGACCAGAGCAAGCUGGGCAUGAUCUUUGAUAAGUUCCAGCAAGCCGACGGAUCAAUGACCCGUCGCUUUGGCGGCACGGGACUAGGACUAGCGAUUUCAAAGAGGCUCGUUUCCGCCAUGGGCGGGGAUAUCUGGGUGUCCUCGAACAUGGGAGAGGGAAGUACAUUCACAUUUACCUGCCGGGUAAAGCUAGCCCAACCCCCGACGGGCUUCGCGGACCAGAUUCUCCCCUAUCGCGGUAGACGAGUUCUCUUCCUGGAUCACGGCCUGUCAAAAAGUUUCCCGAUAAUCUCGGUGCUGACGGAGCUCGGUCUGGACCCUAUGAUUGUUACGGAAGAGCAGCUGGAAUGUGGCCAAUUCCAAAGUGACUGGGCGUGCGCCUUUGAUGCUAUCCUCGUCGAGAACUUGGAAACAGCAGUCAAGCUUCGAGCUUGUACAAGCCUGCAGCCAAUCCCUUUAGUCAUUACCUCGAACACGGUCUCCAUAGCACUCAGAGCUGCAGGGGAGCUGGGCAUCACUUCCUAUAUCACAGUACCCUGUCGUCCCAUUGACCUUUGGAACGGUAUUCUGCCCGCGCUUGGAAACCGCGCCACUCGCACGCCAUCCGGUUAUACACGAUCACUUGCCAUUCUCCUGGCAGAAGACAACGACGUCAAUCAAAAAGUCGCUGUGCGCAUACUUGAAAAGUUCAACCAUACCGUCACCGUUGUGGAGAAUGGGCUUCAAGCCGUGAGAGAGGUUGAACUCCAUCGUUAUGAUGUGAUUUUGAUGGAUGUCCAAAUGCCCGUCAUGGGUGGAUUUGAAGCGACAGGAAAUAUCAGACAAUACGAGAAGAUAAACGGUCUUCCUCGCACGCCCAUCAUUGCUCUCACUGCGCAUGCCAUGCUAGGCGACCGCGACAAGUGCAUCUCAGCCGGCAUGGAUGACUAUCUUUCCAAACCAUUGGAUUCCAGUCGCAUGAUGCAAACGAUCAUGGAUUGUUCGGCUAUGAACAUCCCCUCAUUAUCUGCCAUUGAGGACUCAGAGCCAAUUUGCACACCAGUGACUAGCCUGAAUAUCACGAGCUAA
Penicillium olsonii is the source of this 3120-nucleotide messenger RNA. The record is from the annotation of a GenBank genome assembly. NCBI's taxonomy places the organism in Eukaryota, Fungi, Ascomycota, Eurotiomycetes, Eurotiales, Aspergillaceae.